Messenger RNA from Pectinophora gossypiella (pink bollworm), 792 nucleotides. It is a transcript of the gene mRpL40, whose product is annotated as 39S ribosomal protein L40, mitochondrial. The coding region runs from base 125 to 739 and encodes 204 amino acids. Gene Ontology annotation, cellular component: mitochondrial ribosome; mitochondrial large ribosomal subunit. Lineage: Eukaryota; Metazoa; Arthropoda; Insecta; Lepidoptera; Gelechiidae. The transcript is spliced from 5 exons. The record is from RefSeq and is a predicted model, not a curated record.
UUGACAGUACAAUCCGUAUAUUGGAACGUAAUAUUUAGUUCCAUAACUUCGAAGUCGAUUUUCAGUGUUAAUUUCGUUAAUAAUCGACUUUUGAUCACAAUCACAGUUUAGGUUGUGUUGGAAAAUGUUUAAUUUGUCAGUUCUUAGACAAUUUUCUAGAUUAUCAAUAUGUCCUGCGGUAAAAUUGCCAGUAAACGUAAGAAGUAUAGGUACUACUUCGGCAUUACAGCUUAAAAUUACAGAGCCACUAUGUGCAGAACCAAUGAAGAAGAAGAAGAAAGUAGAUCCAGCUAUCGUCAAAGCCCGUGAAGACAGGCGUCGUAAGAAAAUUGAGAAGCAAAUCAGAAGAUUGGAGAAGAACGCUCGGCAACUCAAACCUAUAGACGAGAUGGAGGUGCCAUUACACCUGUUAGAUCAAUUGGGAAAGCGAAGGCGUCCAACUCCAAAAUUGACACAAGAGGCACUGGAUGCCCGAGCUUUGCUACAAAAGGACUGGGCUCGCUACAAGCGUGAGGAGUAUGUAGCCAGUGUGAAUCAGAUAGACAGAAUCAUGGCUGCCCAGCGACGGGCCCUGGACAAGCUAUAUGAAGAGUCCGAGGACUUGUACAAUGAGGCUAUUAUGCCGGACAUGCAACUGAUCCCGUACUCAAUAAGCGGCCCAGUCGCCACCCCACCUAUCAAGGGAUACGAUUCACCUGACGGGGAAUAUGUGGAUGUCUCCAAGAAAUGGGAUAACUAACUUGUACUGUAGUAGUUUUAUUUAUUAGCAAUAUUAAACAUUUACAUUGUUAA